AAAAUAACCACUAAAUUCUCAAUGUCGCAACUCUUUGUGAGCACGGUCGAGCACGGGCAGCACGGUCGUUUGUUUGCACUGGAGAGAGAGGAGUGUGAUCUUAAAAUUGAGAGAAUGGCAGGGUCUAAUAAUAAAUCUGCAUUAUUUGUUUGUCUCGGCAACAUCUGUCGGUCUGUCAUGGCAGAACAGAUUUUCCGUGAAUUAGUAGAGGAGAAAGGGGUUGCAGACCAGUGGAAUAUAGACAGUGCUGCAACAUCAACUUGGGAGAUAGGAAAUUCACCUUAUGAGCUGACAAAUGACACGCUGAAAAAACAUAAUCGCAAAACAAGCAGUCAUAUAGCAAGACAGAUUACUACACAAGACUACAACGAUUUUCACUAUAUCUUUGGUUUUGAUGAAGAUAAUAUGAGGCAACUGAAAAGACGCAAGCCAAAGGAUAGUACAUGUGAGUUGAUAUUACUAGGUGAUUUGGACACAGACAAGAGUACAAAUAUCAUCAUUGACCCUUAUCCAGGACCUGUAAAAGCCUUUGAAACUGCAUAUGGUCAAUGUGAUCGAGCCUGCAAGGUUUUCCUUUCACAAGCUCAGUAGACUGAGGAAGAAGCUAACAUUUAUGUUUCUUUUAACCGAUUUUAAAUUAUAAAAUAUAAAAAUAUAACCGAGUGCAAGGUUUGGUGUGCAGAUCCAAGACACAUUAUUGUCUGUAAGAUAAUUAUAUUAACAAGUACCUGGAUUUAUAUAAAUAGUGCACUUAACUAUGCGAUUUCAUUAAUAUUAUAUGAAGUAGAUUUUUGAGGUUAGUGGCAAAUACAUCUGUUUUAUCUGAUCACAUAAGUAACAUUGUCAAUUUGUCCAUCAUGUAAGGUAGAUUUUUUGCAGCACUACUGUAUAUUUUGAAACAGCGCCACCAGCGAACAUAGUGAUUCCAUCGAUUGUGUGAGAACAUUUGCAUUUUAAAAUUGAUAUUUAAACCAUGUUGAAAUUUUACUUAUUAUUGAUGGAAAAAUAUUCUCCAGGCUUUUUGGGUUACCACAUACUGGUUUUAUUAUAUUUUAAUAGCAUUUAUUUUCUUCUGAUUCACUGUAUGUGUGUAAGCCUACAAUGAAUAAAUUAAAAUCAAAUUAGGGAAAGUAAUAAUACUACUGCAAAUGUGUCAUUUGUUAUAAAGAAAAAUAUAUGAAUUAAAUUUUGCAGUGAACUUGAA
This is a messenger RNA of Anneissia japonica, 1204 nucleotides long. Its product is annotated as low molecular weight phosphotyrosine protein phosphatase-like. Gene Ontology annotation, biological process: protein dephosphorylation. The transcript has 5 exons. The record is from RefSeq and is a predicted model, not a curated record. Gene Ontology annotation, cellular component: cytoplasm. Lineage: Eukaryota; Metazoa; Echinodermata; Crinoidea; Comatulida; Comatulidae. Gene Ontology annotation, molecular function: non-membrane spanning protein tyrosine phosphatase activity; acid phosphatase activity. The coding region runs from base 22 to 591 and encodes 189 amino acids.